Molecule: messenger RNA, 2930 nt
Organism: Musa acuminata subsp. malaccensis (wild Malaysian banana)
Lineage: Eukaryota; Viridiplantae; Streptophyta; Magnoliopsida; Zingiberales; Musaceae
Source: RefSeq, a predicted model, not a curated record
ACUCCAUCGUUUUCUUGAUCCAAGAAAAAGAGAAACCGAUCAUCCCUACCCAUAUCUAUCUCGGCAUCCCUAAUUGCCAUAGUGAGCGUCGUGGUGGACGUACUUUGUGAGGACGGAGAGAUCCACAUAUGGCGGCAAUGUUAGCAACAGAGCUGCGGCGGCUGAAAACGAAGGCGGCCGCCCUCGCAGCGACGGAAUCGAUGCUGCGUCUGCGCCUUUCUCGCCGGUUGUCAUCCCUGGUGGAACGCCUCUGCGUCAUCCACCGAGUCUGUGCCUAUCCCGAGAAGCAACAAGCAGCUGACAAGAAAGAGGAGGUGGAGAACUGGCUGAAGAAGCUGCAAGAGGCAAUCCUGCGUGCGGAGGACUUGCUGCACAAGCUGAAGCUUAGGCGGCUGCCACGGGAGACGAAGGCACCGGUGGUGGCGAACGCAGCGCGCGAGUUCUUGCUCCGCAUCACGUCGGUGUUCCGCUUUGCUGCAGACCGCAGAUUGAGAGCAACGGUGAAGGUGUUCGACGACCUUGUCAUGUUGGCCGGGAAGGUGUUCUCCGAAGUAGACUCGGCGCAAGUCGUUGAGGUUCCUUUCCCAAUGCCUGCAACCUUUCGCGGAAGAAAGGAUGAUAAAACAAAGAUCAAUGAACUGCUCGAUCAUCAUGGUGGACCUUUGGUUGCCAUCCUGAUCGUUGCCAUAGCGGGGUCAGGCAAGUCGACCUUGGCCCGAGUCAUUUACGACGGUCAGAGGGAAAAUUUCGAGGCUGCAAUGCUAGUAGACCGAUACUACUCUUGUGAAGCAGCAACGAAUGGUUGGAAUCGUUUUCGCUAUCUGCCAGUUACGGAGCUCAAGAUCGCAACAAGUCUCAUAGUAGGAGAAGAGGUAGCACCUCCGAUCACGGAUAGGGUCGAUGAUGGGGAACCAUUUCUGUUCGAUUCGGCAGUGCAUCGAAUCCGGGAAUCACUAAUUGGAAUGAGAUUUUUGAUUGUUCUACUUGACAUCAACAACAUAGCUCGUCCGGAUUUGUGGCAACGGCUGAUGCAGGCCUUACAGGAGGCGUGCCUGUAUGGAGGAAGCACGGUGAUCAUAACCACAACCGACACUGCACUUCAAUCGACCAUGCUCAUCGAACAUCAUUCCUUCAGUUUGGGUGGCUUGUCACGCUUAGAUAGUUGGCUGCUGUUCCAAGAACAUGCAUAUUUUAUGAUCCCAGAUUAUGUGGAGCACCAUUCCUGGGUCGGCUCCGUAUGCCGUGGGCAUCCGUUGUCAUUGAUCAUCCUAGCUAUGAAGAUUCGCUGCACCGCAACGCAAAGUAUUUGGUACGCUUCAUCCACUCCACCUAGUGGAGAUAUUCCUAGACUUUGUUCUGACAUAAAACAGGUGUAUGAAAGAUUGAUCCACGGUGGCGCACGUAGUCCGCUAUCGCCGGACAUACUCCGUGAUUGCUUCACAUUCCUGUCGCUGUUCCCGGAAGAUUACCGUUUUCGUAGGGAGGAGAUGGUCGACCUGUGGGCUGCGGAGAACUCGAUAUCAUUGGAUGAAGCCGAUACCUACGUCAAAGCUUUCGUGCAGGAAGGCGCCUUCGUCCUCUGCGAGCCGCAGGAUGAACAUGACGGUGAAAGCACGCCUCGCGGGGUGGCAUACAAAAUGCCAGACCUUCUCCCCUACUUUGCACAGCAUGUCGGUUCCAGCAGUGUCCACUCUACGCUGACGCCUGGAUUCUUUGGUUCGACGCUUUUUAAAACGAAAGGCUUCCCUUCGAUCUGCCAGCACUUGUCAUGCGUUUGUGAUCCGAGGUCACCAGAGUUUCCGAUGGACGUGCUCCUUAAAGGCUCCCCAUGGCUGCUGCGCACACUGCUGCUACUAGCUGCAUCAUCGAAUGAGAAGCGCGAGGUGAAGGACGAUGCUGAAGGUAUCGAGUUCGCAACUUUCACACUCCUCCGAGUGUUGCAUGUACGUGGAAUCACAUUCGGAAAAUUGUUUCGUGGGGUUGGAGCGCAUUGCAAUCUGGUUUACCUCAACGUUUCACACAGCGACACCGAAACACUCCCUGAAUGGAUCGGUGACCUUCCCGAACUGAGGAUCUUGAAGCUCUCUCACUGCCAGAAGCUCCGCAGACUUCCCAAAUCGAUCACCCGGCUUCGGUACUUGGAGAAGUUGGACCUUGAAGCUUGUUCCUUGCUUGCAGGAAGUUCGCUGGAAUGGGUCGGCAAACUUUUCCGACUGGAGCACCUCAACCUUUCACAAAUCGACUUGAAGUCACUUCCUGGAUCCGUAGGCAAGCUUUGGACGUUGAAGGCCUUGGUACUGGCAGACUGUCAGAGAAUUCGGAGGCUUCCCGGAUCAAUCAGAAAGCUCCUGUGCUUGGAGAAGCUGGACCUUGAAGGGUGCCAUUUCCUGGAGGAGUUGCCUGACAACCUGGACAGCGUGAUGAAGAGUCUCAAGCUUUUGAACCUGCUCCGCUGUCCCUCCUUGACUCGCAUGCCUCUCGGUAUCGGACGAAUGUCGGCACAUUUCCCUCGCUGGAGAUGCCCCAAACUUGAGCCGCCCAGCUAUUCUAUCCCAUCCAUUACGACAUUGACAAUGUGGAUGAACAACGAGAAGCUCUACAGCUCAGCAGAUCUCAGAAACAUGGCUAGGAAUGUGACGAAGCUCUCGGUUUCCUUGUGUCAAGAUCUUGGGGCAUCCUCGACGACGUGCCAGGGAUUCUGGGGCUUGACCUCCCUGGAGGAGCUACAGAUCUCCGCAUGCCAGAAUUUGACAUGUUUGCCGGAGGAGAUGAAGCAGCUCAGUUCCCUUCGAAGCCUACAGAUCAUUAGCUGCAGCAACAUGAAGAGUCUGCCAAAGUGGUUGGAAGAUCUACCUUCCCUCCGUUCCAGAGGAAUACCGUCUCGUUUAGAAUUAAUCAUCGAAGGCUGCCCUUUGCUGCAACGACGAUGA